AUGUCGGAUGCCGUCACUCUCAAGCGCAAGGCUCAGCAGUGUCUUGUCGAAUUGGAGAAGCGUCGAUGCACUCGGCACGGAAUCGCUUACGAAGAUGUCGGUUCGGUCUUGGAGACUGCCUUCGCUGCCGAAACGGAUAGCUACGUAGAGGACGGCGAUGUCAGCGACAACAAGCAUUCACCACAUUCUACUGCCGCAUCGUCAUGUCAACCGGACCGCUCUCCAAAGCGAGUCUCAUCCAACAAGAAUCUUGCCUCACCCAGAAGCACUCAUCGCAUGAAAACCCGCUCCGCCAAAAGGACUCUCACAUUCAACAAAGUCUUCAACACCGGCGAGCUCCUCGAGAAGAUACUGUUCGAACUUUCUCCGCACGCCAUCGUCAAGUUUCGCCUUGUCAGCAAGACCUGGAAACACAUCAUCAUGACCCUGCCAGCCAUCCGUCAAAAGAUCUUCCUCGAACCCAGACCUUUUGACGACAUUUGGAUUCUCGACACCGCCACCGAAGUUCUUCGACCAUACACCGCAGCCCAUGAUGGUGGUGGAGAUUUCCUACCGAAGAGCAAAUUGCACUGUACACCCGCCACUCUCAACCCCAUGCUCUUCCAUCGCGAGCCCGAAGCAGAAUCCAUCGCGCUCAUCGACCGCGCAUCCCACUGCGAGGUGAUUCGCUUCGUAGCUCGUCCUAACAUGCUUCGACGACCGUUCGAUGGAGUCUACCACGACAUGUUUCUCACACAACCCCCGAUCAAAAUGGUCGAGAUGAGAAUCAAAUUCCACGACCGAGAUCAGAGACGUCGGGGCAGAUCUUGUCCUUUGCAAGAGAGUGAUAGCAUCCGAGUCGAGAGAGACGAGGGCGUCAAAUUGAAAGAUUUACUCCUAGAAUUCCAGCAUGCAAUGGAAGGGGGAGAAGAUGGAAUCGUUCGAGACCUUGCGAUCAAAGUUCGCGACCGCGGUGGCAACAGGAAUGAUCUCCAGACCGAGAAGGCCUCUCUGCUAUACUUUCUCGGGGCAAUCUUCGUCGACGAGGAGGAAAAAGCUGCUAUCAAUGCGAUGAAACCGGCAGAGGAGAGGUGGUCUGGAGAGGCCACCUCGCCUGUCGUCGUCGCACUUUCUCCUCAGGCGAAGGAGUUGGCCAAGGGCAACUGUGGCAGAAUGAUCGAUUUUCGAGGAGUGGAAGAGAGACGGGGAGAGGAGGAGAGGAGGAGAUUGUGGUUGGAGAAGAGGGAUAUGACGGUUUUUGGCAUGAGGAAGGCAUGA
Molecule: messenger RNA, 1257 nt
Organism: Sphaerulina musiva SO2202
Lineage: Eukaryota; Fungi; Ascomycota; Dothideomycetes; Mycosphaerellales; Mycosphaerellaceae
Exons: 2
Coding region: 1-1257 (418 amino acids)
Molecular function (GO): protein binding
Source: RefSeq, a predicted model, not a curated record